CGACGGGUAAGACGCACAUUCGCGCUUCCUGGACUGGAGGAAACAUAGAGUCAAAAUGGGUCACACAGGUUUGGAGAAGAUAGUUGCACUGCAGAAGAAAACAUCUCACAUCAGGAACCUGUGCAUUCUUGCUCAUGUAGAUCACGGGAAGACGACACUGGCAGACUGCCUGGUGGCGAGUAAUGGCAUCAUAUCCAGUCGUUUAGCAGGAAAGCUCAGAUAUCUGGACAGCAGGGAGGACGAGCAGAUCAGGGGAAUCACCAUGAAGUCCAGCGCUAUUUCACUGCAUUAUACCACAGGAGGAAAGGAGUACCUCAUCAAUCUGAUCGACUCUCCCGGUCAUGUGGACUUCUCCUCGGAGGUGUCCACUGCCGUCAGACUGUGUGACGGGGCCAUCGUUGUUGUGGACGCUGUGGAGGGAGUGUGUCCGCAGACACAAGUCGUUUUACGACAAGCUUGGCUGGAGAAUAUUCGCCCCGUUCUUGUCAUCAACAAAAUUGACCGGCUGAUCGUGGAGCUGAAACUCACGUCUCAGGAGGCGUACGCUCACCUGCAGAAAAUACUGGAGCAGGUGAAUGCCGUUACAGGCACGUUAUUCACCUCUAAGGUCCUGGAAGAGCGAGCGGAGAAAGACGCAGAAGCCCAGAGCAGCUGUACAGAGAACGACGGCGGAGAUCAGGUCUACGACUGGAGCGCGGGUUUAGAAGAAACCGACGACUCUGACCUCUACUUCAGUCCUGACCGCGGAAACGUGGUGUUUGCCAGCGCUAUAGACGGCUGGGGCUUCAGCAUCCGUCAGUUUGCAGAGAUGUACAGUCAGAAAAUGGGCAUCCGCUCUUCGGUUCUCCUCAAGACCCUGUGGGGCGAUUUCUACCUCAACGCCAAAGCCAAAAAAAUCAUGAAGGGAGCUCAGUCCAAAGGAAAGAAAGCUCUGUUUGUGCAGCUCGUCCUGGAUAAUAUCUGGAGUAUGUACGAUGCUGUGGUCACUAGAAGAGACAAAGAAAAAGUGGAGAAGAUGGUGAGCUCUCUGGGGUUAAAGGUCAUGUCUCGUGACCUGAGACACUCAGACCCCAAAGUGCUCCUCAGUGCCAUCUGCAGCCAGUGGCUUCCAGUGUCUCAAGCCGUACUCUCAAUGGUGUGUGAAAAGCUGCCCAGCCCAGCUGAGAUCUCGGCUGAGAGAGUGGAAAAGCUGAUGAGUGUGGGAGCGCGCAGGUUCGACUCUCUGCCCGAGCAAACGCAGGAGCUAAAAAAGGCAUUUCUAGAUUGUUCGGCUGAUGAGACGGCGCCGGUAAUCGUCUUCGUGUCAAAGAUGUUUGCUGUGGACUCCAAAGCUCUGCCGCAAAACAAACAGAGGCCGCUGACUCAGGAGGAGAUCACCCAAAGAAGGGAACUGGCCAGACAGAGACACGCUGAGAGACAAGCUGCCAAUCAGAGAGCAGAGACCCCCGGGUCAGCCGAUGCUGGAGGGGCUUCAACCCCAGCGGCCCUGGCCAGCAGUGCUGUCACAGAUGCUCUGUGCGCGCAGACAGAGGCUCUUUCGGUCAAAACUGCAGUCGAGGAGGACAACAAAGAGCAUUUUGUGGCUUUCGCACGAGUCUACAGCGGUGUCCUGAGAAAAGGCCAAAAGGUGUUUGUGCUUGGACCCAAAUACGACCCGUCGAUGGCGCUCAGAUCGCUGCCUGAGGGUUGUUCAGUAGCGGACGUUUUACCCAGCGUCCCUCACAUGGCCUGCUGUACCGUGGACAGCCUCUACCUGCUGAUGGGCCGUGAGCUGGAAGAACUGGAUGACGUUCCCUCAGGAAAUGUUCUCGGUAUUGGUGGAAUGGAGGAAUUCAUUCUCAAAUCGGCCACCAUCUCAACAUCUCCGGCCUGCCCGCCCUUCACGCCGCUCAACUUUGAAGCUACGCCCAUCGUCAGAGUAGCAGUCGAACCCAAACAUCCAAGUGAGAUGCCAAAGCUGGUGCGAGGGAUGAGGUUACUGAACCAGGCCGACCCGUGUGCCGAAGUGUUGAUUCAGGAGACAGGAGAGCAUGUUCUGGUCACUGCAGGGGAAGUGCAUCUACAGCGCUGCCUGGAUGACUUAAGAGAGAGGUUUGCUAAAAUUGAAAUCAGCGCAUCCAAACCAAUCAUCCCGUUCCGCGAGACGGUGAUCCGGCCUCCCAAAGUAGACAUGGUGAACGAGGACAUGGGAAAGCAGCAGAAGGUGGCGGUGAUUCACCAGGUCAAGGAGGAACAAACCAAGUAUCCCGAAGGCAUCCAUGUGGACUCCUCCGGUCUGGUCAUGCUCACCACCCCUAACAAGAUGGCCACUGUCGGGGUGCGGGCUAUUCCUCUUCCUGAGGAAGUCACCCGCCUUCUGGAGGACAAUGUGGAGCUCAUCCGCACAAUGGAGCAGUUCAGCCUGUUCGCCCGGGAGGGCAAGACUCUGGACAUCAACCAGAAAAUCCUGGAGAACAUCCAGGACUUCAAGGUGAAGUUGGAGAGCAACCUUCAAGGCCGCAAGUGGAGGGGAGCCGUGGAGCGUAUCUGGGCAUUUGGUCCGCGCCGCUGUGGGCCAAAUAUUCUCCUCAACAGCGUCGAGGGCUACCGGAGACCCUCCGUGUGGCAGUGUCUGGAACGAGAGAAAGAAACCGAAAAGGCAGAGAUCAGAGACUUUGACAACAGCAUUGCCAGUGGCUUCCAGUUGGCCACGCUUUCUGGUCCCAUGUGUGAGGAACCCUUGAUGGGGGUUUGCUUCUCUGUAGAGAGCUGGGACAUGAAGCUUUCUGCCGCUCUAGCGCAGCAAGACUCAAUCGAGGAGGAUUCCCAGCCAGCAGAGCAGAAUAAUGACAAGCAAAGUGAGAGUUGUGAGGCUCUCGAGACGAACGCCUCCUCGGCGGGCUCUAAUCGAAGCAGGAGCAGAGUGGAGGCCGCUGGGAGUUCGGUGGACUGCUAUGGGCCGUUCUCAGGCCAGCUCAUCGCUGCUAUGAAGGAGGCCUGCAGAUACUCUUUCCAAGCUAAACCUCAGCGGCUGAUGGCGGCCAUGUAUACAUGCGAAAUCAUGGCCACUGCUGAGGUCCUGGGUCGUGUGUAUGCCGUUUUGUCCAAGCGGGAAGGAAGAGUCCUCCAAGAGGAGAUGAAGGAAGGGACAGACAUGUUCAUCAUUAAAGCUGUACUUCCUGUUGCCGAGAGUUUCGGAUUCGCUGACGAGAUCAGGAAAAGGACGAGCGGCCUGGCCAGCCCGCAGCUAGUGUUCAGCCACUGGGAGGUCAUCAGCAGCGAUCCGUUCUGGGUUCCCACCACUGAAGAGGAGUACUUGCACUUUGGCGAAAAAGCAGACUCGUCCAAUCAGGCUCUGAAGUACAUGAACGCCGUUCGCAGACGCAAAGGCCUCUACGUGGAGGAGAAGAUCGUAGAGCACGCGGAAAAACAGCGCACUCUCAGCAAGAACAAAUAAAGCGCGAAGCACCUUUUCUAAACGUAGUGCGCCGAUACACUGUAUGUAAGGGUGGCUUGUGGUUCAUUGACUUAUUUGGCGUCUCUCUCUCUCUCCACCGCCCCUUCAUCUGACUUUAUAUCAUCAGUCUCUAAUGACCAAUCGGCUGAAACUGAGCGGAUAGCGAUUCGGUCAUUAUCUUCAGAAAUCGACAUGUACUUUUAAAAUCAGUUUCCUUCAUAAUGGAUCUCACGAUUUCCCAUUGCGAAACGGUUAAGAAGCCGACGUUCAAAAUGUUAAUGUAUUCGGCGACUGAACCUCAUCCACUAAUAUCGUACUCCAGCAUUGCUGCGUUACGUUUAUCUGCGCUCAUCUAUUGUACGAUUGUGCCGCUCUAUUAAGCAAUUAGUGCGCUCUGCAACCUAAUGCUGUGAAUAUUAUACAGCGACUGAAGUCAAUUCCACAGUUCGAGACGUUUUUUGGACCAGACCGAAGCAAUAGAUUGUCUGAGUCUGGCGCGCACCGAUUUUCCUUCUCGGUUCAGUUCUUAAACAGCCGUUCCUUUCUCAGUUCUUUAGGACAGGAUUCAAUUCUACGAUUAAAGGGACGCGCUUUCGGAUCACCUUACGUAUUUGGGAUCUCGCGCCGUUGCAUAAUUUAAGAGUCCUCUUGAAAUACAGUUUCAAUUAGUUCGAAGCAAAAUGAAUUCCACCAUCGCUCCCUUUUGGUUUAGCAACGCUUAAACCCUCGAUUUAAUUUGCUUCGCUUGCGUCGGGAGAAGGAUUUGAGUUCUUUAAUAAGGAAGAGCAAUCCCAGAAUGCCGCACGCGUGUGAAAUCGCCAACAAGAUUUAGGAAAUAAACUUGACUGAACACACAAA
Molecule: messenger RNA, 4294 nt
Organism: Puntigrus tetrazona (Sumatra barb)
Lineage: Eukaryota; Metazoa; Chordata; Actinopteri; Cypriniformes; Cyprinidae
Gene: efl1
Product: elongation factor like GTPase 1
Exons: 20
Coding region: 56-3436 (1126 amino acids)
Biological process (GO): cytosolic ribosome assembly
Cellular component (GO): ribonucleoprotein complex; cytosol
Molecular function (GO): GTP binding; GTPase activity; ribosome binding
Source: RefSeq, a predicted model, not a curated record